Molecule: messenger RNA, 1140 nt
Organism: Mandrillus leucophaeus (drill)
Lineage: Eukaryota; Metazoa; Chordata; Mammalia; Primates; Cercopithecidae
Gene: NDUFAF8
Product: chromosome unknown open reading frame, human C17orf89
Exons: 2
Coding region: 121-405 (94 amino acids)
Biological process (GO): mitochondrial respiratory chain complex I assembly
Cellular component (GO): mitochondrion
Source: RefSeq, a predicted model, not a curated record
CUGGCCAAUUAAGACGCUCAGGAAAGGUUAUGGGCGGAAGCGCCGACCUAUCAAGCUGUUGACACCGGAAGAGGAUGGACCUAAGAUGACGGCGCCCAGGGGCACUGGGAACAGCCACUCAUGUCUGUGAACGGAGCUGUGUGGGGCCGCGUGCGAAGCCGCCUCCGCGCCUUCCCCGAGCGGCUGGCCGCCUGCGGGGCCGAGGCCGCGGCGUACGGCAGGUGCGUGCAGGCCUCCACGGCCCCAGGCGGCAGCCUAAGCAAGGACCUCUGCGCGCGGGAGUUCGAGGCCCUGCGGAGCUGCUUCGCCGCCGCGGUAGGUGGGCGCGGGCCCCUGCUAGCCCUUCCCCUCCAAGAUCCAGGGGGUCCCAGCUUUCCUUUGCUUUCCCGUUGGUUCAAGGUUUGAGCGCCUGCCGCGUGCUUUAGACGCCGGCUGACCAAACCACCGAGCCACGGACGAGCCCGCGAAACCUCGGCCGUCCCGGGUUUGUCCCUGCGUGUUUGUAAACCGGGACUGGCACCAACCUCAGAAAGGAUGGGAAAUGUGUGCACUAAAGCGCCUGGUAAAACGCGUAAGCUUUCGUGUUAGCACUGCCGCCGAGGGGUGUCAGGCCAGGAUCCACCCAACACAGGACUCCCAGGAAGUGCCCAGCACCUUCCGGGUCUUCAUCUCCCUUCACUUGCAGCCCGCCCCGUGCAGCUGCAGUGGUGGAUUCCUUCAGCACCUGUCCUGCCGGGCACCCCCAACCACCCUCACAACUGGCGCCAUAGGGGUUCUUGCCCGUGGGGGCUUUAAGUCAUUCUGAGGCUGGUUCCCUAAGUGUCAGCCUCUCUGGGUACCACCUCAGUGUAUCUGGGGUAGGCCGUGAUGCCAGUGCUGACUCUUGUUUACUGGGAGCUAUUAAUCCGCAGAUUUGGACCAGAGAAAGGGUAGUUGAACAAGAGCUCCAUGGCCUUCAUUACUACCCGGCCCUAGCAGCCUUGGAUCCAGGGGUGGGUAACUCAUCAGAAGUUGCACUUUUUGCCGGGUAUGGUGGCGCAUGCCUGUAAUCCUACCACUUUGGGAGGCUGAGGUGGGUGAAUUGCUUCAGCCUAGAAGUUUGAGACCAGCCUGGGCAACAUACGGAGACCCCGUCUCUAC